Aethina tumida (small hive beetle) is the source of this 903-nucleotide messenger RNA. Its product is annotated as trypsin-7-like. The record is from RefSeq and is a predicted model, not a curated record. NCBI's taxonomy places the organism in Eukaryota, Metazoa, Arthropoda, Insecta, Coleoptera, Nitidulidae. The transcript is spliced from 2 exons. Gene Ontology annotation, biological process: proteolysis. The coding region runs from base 92 to 862 and encodes 256 amino acids. Gene Ontology annotation, molecular function: serine-type endopeptidase activity.
GUUACGAUAAUUUUUUUUAAAGAUUAGAUUCAACGAUAAAAGAAAUGCAUUGGUAUAUAAAGCCCAGUCAAAGUGAAGUUAGACAUUCAAGAUGAAAUCUUUGGCAGUGUUCCUUGCUGUAGCAGCUGUAGCCCUCGCGGCUCCAAAAGCCCAACAAAAGUCCAUCCCUUUGAUUGAUGGCAGAAUUAUUGGUGGUGAAGAUGCCGACAUCGCCGACUACCCAUACCAAAUCUCCCUUCAGUACUACGGAAGCCACAUCUGCGGCGGAAGCAUCAUCGGCUCCAGAUGGGUCGUAACUGCCGGCCACUGCACUGACGGCUUCUCCGCCUCAGCCCUGUCCAUCAGAGCAGGCAGCUCCACCCGCGGAUCCGGCGGUCAAGUCAUCAACGUCAGCAAAAUCAACCAGAACCCGCAGUACGACAGCUGGAACAUCGACUACGACAUCUCCGUCUUGGAGCUAGCCAGCGACAUCACCGUGUCCAACGCCUCACCAAUCGGCCUGCCCGAACCCAACGCCGAAGUCGCAGUCGGCUCCAACGCCGUCAUCACCGGAUGGGGAACCACCUCCGAGGGUGGAAGCCUCCCCAACCAACUCCAAGUCGUCGAGGUCCCCACCGUCUCUCAGGAGACCUGCAGGGCCGCCUACGGCAGCUCCGCCAUCACCGACAGGAUGCUGUGCGCCGGUCUGACUCAGGGAGGCAAGGACGCUUGCCAAGGUGACUCUGGCGGUCCGUUGGUUGUUAACAACGUGCUCACCGGUAUCGUCUCUUGGGGAUACGGAUGUGCCCGUCCCAACUACCCCGGAGUUUACUCCAGCGUGCCAGCUCUCAGGUCUUUCAUCACUGAAGUUUCAGGAAUCUAAAUUAAUGACAACAAUUUAAAUAAAAGUUGACCUAUAAUACA